Molecule: messenger RNA, 192 nt
Organism: Clunio marinus
Lineage: Eukaryota; Metazoa; Arthropoda; Insecta; Diptera; Chironomidae
Source: the annotation of a GenBank genome assembly
AUGGCGUUAAAAAGAUUCUUGAUAGGAGGAAAGGAAGGAAAGCUAAUGCUUAAGAAUGAUUUGGUAUCUGAAGCUCGUCCACAUGAAAACGAAAAGGAAAACCGAGGAAAUAAAAAAUCUUGCAAGACACCACCGAGAUCAGAAGUUCAACAUAAAAUUUAUGAUCAUGUUAUGUAUUGCAAGAAAGGCUAA